GUUCCGGGAUCCGGGUCGCGGGCUGCGCCGCCGCCUGGGGCGCGCCGGGCGCUGGCCGCAGCUGGCGGGCGCAUGUUGGGGCGUGCGGCGCGGAGACGCUGCCCGCGAGGGCUGCGGCGCGGCCGGGAGAUGCUGCUGGCGCUGUUGGCGUUGCUAGCACUGGCCGGGCUGGGCUCGGUGCUGCGGGCGCGGCGCGGGGCCGGGGCGGCCGAGCCCAGACUGCAGCGCUCCGGGCGGCGCGACCCGGUCCUGCCGCGGCCGCCGGUGCCCGAGGACGCUCUGGGCGCCCACGGCGAGGCAGUGCGGCUGCAGUUGCAGGGCGAGGAGCUGCGGCUGCAGGAGGAGAGCGUGCGGCUACACCAGAUCAACAUCUACCUCAGCGACCGCAUCUCGCUGCACCGCCGCCUGCCCGAGCGCUGGAACCCUCUGUGCAAAGAGAAGAAGUACAAUUAUGAUCAAUUGCCCACGACGUCUGUCGUCAUAGCAUUUUAUAAUGAAGCCUGGUCCACUCUCCUUCGGACAGUGUACAGUGUCCUCGAGACCUCCCCAGACACCCUGCUGGAAGAAGUCAUCCUUGUAGAUGACUACAGUGAUCGAGAGCACCUGAAGGAGCGCCUGGCCACGGAGCUGGCGGGGCUGCCCAAGGUCCGCCUGGUCCGCGCCAGCAAGAGGGAGGGCCUGGUGCGAGCUCGGCUGCUCGGGGCCUCCGUGGCCCAGGGCGACGUGCUGACCUUCCUGGACUGCCACUGCGAGUGCCACGAGGGCUGGCUGGAGCCGCUGCUGCAGAGGAUCCAUGAGAAGGAAUCUGCAGUGGUGUGCCCUGUGAUUGAUGUGAUUGACUGGAACACUUUCGAGUACCUGGGCAAUGCUGGGGAGCCCCAGAUCGGCGGUUUUGACUGGAGGCUGGUGUUCACGUGGCACACGGUCCCUGAAAAGGAGAGGCUCCGCAUGCGGUCCCCCAUCGAUGUCAUCAGAUCUCCAACGAUGGCUGGUGGGCUGUUUGCUGUGAGUAAGAAAUACUUUGAAUACCUGGGGUCUUAUGAUAUAGGAAUGGAAGUUUGGGGUGGAGAAAACCUCGAAUUCUCCUUUAGGAUCUGGCAGUGCGGGGGGACCCUGGAGAUACACCCGUGUUCGCACGUUGGCCACGUUUUCCCCAGGCAAGCUCCCUACUCCCGCAACAAGGCCCUGGCCAACAGUGUCCGCGCAGCUGAAGUGUGGAUGGAUGAAUUUAAAGAGCUCUACUACCAUCGCAAUCCCCAGGCCCGCCUGGAGCCCUUUGGAGACGUGACAGAGAGGAGACAGCUCCGUGCGAAGCUUGGGUGUAAGGACUUCAAGUGGUUCCUGAAUACCGUGUAUCCAGAGCUGCACGUGCCCGAGGACAGGCCUGGCUUCUUUGGGAUGCUCCGGAACAAAGGACUGAAAGGUUACUGCUUUGACUAUAACCCUCCCAACGAGCACGAGAUCACAGGACACCAGGUCAUUCUGUACGGCUGUCAUGGGAUGGGUCAGAACCAGUUUUUCGAAUACACAUCCCAGAAUGAAAUACGGUACAACACCCACCAGCCAGAAGGCUGCGUGGCGGUGGAGGCAGGAACAGACGUCCUCAUCAUGCAUCUGUGUGAGAACACCACCCCAGAGGACCAGAAGUUCAUCCUUCGGGAGGAUGGUUCUUUAUUUCAUGUACAGUCCAAGAAGUGUGUUCAGGCCGAGAGGAAGGACGUGAGUGACAGUUUUGUACCACUCUUACGAGACUGCACCAACUCGGAUCAUCAGAGAUGGUUCUUCCAGGAACACAUGGUGUGAAGUGUCACCGUACGACCGAGCCCAUCAGGGUAGACGGGGAAGCCGCUGGACUGUGUUUAACAGACACUUAGAAGCACAGAGACAGACCCACCACACGCUUGGCUGCUCUUCGUUUUAUAAGGAAAUCGUUUUGUGAUUCAUGAAACGAAUGUUGGCUUUAGUAAAAAUGUGAAUAACAACUCGUAUUGAUUUUGAAAACUAAAAUUGUUCCCAAAUACCCUGUUUUCAAAGGGUAGUCAUAAAAUGUUAACUCUUGGUACUUAGAGAAUUAAAAACUUUACCUAUUUUUCUAUCAAGAUGUAUUUUCUACUGUCAUGUCUUUUUAUUCCCCUUAGCAAAAAGGUAAAUGUUUUAUUUUGGUAUUUGAAAGGAUCCCCAGAUAUGAAGACGUCUGCUUGGAGAAUCGACUCAUGUAAUGUACUUUGCAUAAACUGACAAUACCUUAAACAUUGGGUUAGAUUUUUCUCAGUAUAGGUGUGUGGACACUGGGAAGAUACUGAUUCCUUCAGGUCCUUGAGAUAAUCUAGAUUUACUUAAUUAAGAAUGCUCCUUGGUUAUGUGUUGCUGCCGUGGUCAAAACUGCUGUCAAAGUUUAUGUUAGCCAAAGAGGACUAACCAAAGCUGAAAUUUCAAGGGAACAGUUUGACAUAGUGGGGUAAUAUAAACUUCCACCACACAGAGUGGGCUUCUGACAGUGCCUAACCGUGGUAUGGAUGGCGACUUUAGCAGCCACCAGGAUGACUUUAAAACAUGUUCAUAUCAUUUUCAAUUUUCAUUACACGUUAGUGUCAGGGAGAAAUUUAAUGCUCUUUGUGAAAUUCAGUUUUCAAAUUUGUUCAUUAAUAAUAAUUGGUCACUGAAAUCCAUAUUGGACUUUGUGCUGCAGCAACUGCCACAGUUUCUCUUCAUAAUUACGAUUUGUGAACAAUUCCAGAUCUAUUGAUAUUCUGAGAUCUUGUCAUCUUGAUGAAGUCAAGAGGAGUGAUUAAAAAAAAAAAGCAAGAGCAUUGCUAAACUUUGUUUUUGCAAUCAGUCAGAUGUGAGAGAUGAAGACACAUGUCUUCAACUGAUGAAAAAGCAUCAACUUUCAACUUUUGUCUCAGGCUCUUUUUUACAUGUUUCCCUCUGAGAGAUCCAGUUUAACAGUUACCCAGGAACAAAUCCAGCUGACCUGGCUUGGAUCAACCUGGUGCAUCUUAACCACUCUGAACUUCACUUCAUCUGUGAAAUGAGAAUAAUGAAAGCAAGCUUGUGGGGUAGUUGCAAGGACUAAGUAACAUAGAGCAGGCUGGGACUUAGCUUAGUCCCUGGCAUGCAGUACGAGCUUAUUAAAUUUCCAUUUUCAUAAAUGCACUUUAUAAAAUGUGAAGCACAAUAAAUAUCAAUAGGAGUUUAUUCAAAAAUAUUAAAUAAUUUAGUUGUCUUAUCUUUACAGGAUUAAGUAGCUCCUCCGCAGGCAGGAAUGCAGUAUGAACUCCUUCCAACACAGCUUACUUCUCCUGUGAAUGUAAUAUGCUGUGGGGCCAAAGCAUCCCUCCUCCAUUGGGGUAACUUAUGAAAUGGGAGAUGCCCUCCCAGCCUGCAGUGGAGGUGAGAUGUCUUGGCUUGCACCUUCUCCCCCGCUUCCUGCAGUGUCCGUCCCAGCUCCACUGAAGGGGAGCCGGCCCCUCCCAAGGUAUAGGAAGACAGUUCAGGCAGCCAGAAAAUGAAUGCCAGUCAAACGCAUCGUGAGUGCUGGGAGGCUACACAAGUAUUUUUGUGUGUGUUCACUGGGCACUGAUGGUAAUUAGCUUUGCUUGAAAAGUCAUCCCUCUUACUCUUGCCAGUGGCUUCUACUUGGUAAUUUUUAGGGUGGAAGAACUAAUAAAAAUAUUCAGGGUGUCAAGGAAACUAUUUUCACAGACCGGAAGACAGUUUUCAAUAUUUUUAGGGCGGUUGCCUUGUCUGGCGGAUGAGGAGUCUCGGCCUGGGUGGGUCUGCACCCGCCCCGCUGCAAGUGUGGGCCGGCCUCCAGUCCUGGUGUGUGGAGUCGGGUCCUGGGUCCAGCCCCAGGGGGGGUCGGUUGUUUCACCUGCCAGCACUGGUUUCCUCAUUUGCACAAUAGGGAUAACCAUGUCCUCUGUUAUGUUCUUAGUUAUAUUUUUAAGUUACAUUUUUAGUGGUUGCCCUAAGGGAUUACAUUAUGCUUCCUGGAUUUAUUGCAGUCUUCUUCACUCUUAAUAUUGUGUUAAUUCCCAUAAAAUUUAGCAAAUUUGUAGCAGUAUAGCCCCUAUCUCCUCCCUUGUGCUAUUAUGGACAUAUAUGUGAUAAACUCAGUAACAGAGUGGUUUGCCUAUUGUUUUAGUAAGACAAAAAAAGAAAAACUAUGUAUGUACAAAAUACAGUCUUUUAUGUUUACCCACGUGAUGUGCCGUACUCCAUGCUCUUCAUUUCUUCCUAUAAAUCUGAGUAACCUUCUGGGAUGAUUUUCUUUCAGUAUAAGGCCUCUCUUUGGAAUUUCAUCUAGGAUAGGUAUGUUAGCAAUAAAUUCUCUGUUGUUUAUUUGGGAAUGAUUUUAUUCUGAUUUCCAAUUUUGAAAGAUAGUUUACCUGGACACAGAAUGCUAGCCGACAGGUUUUUUUCUUUCAGCGCUAUGAAUUUGGGGUUACACCACUCUAAUGUCACCAUUGUUUUGGAUGAGAGCGCAUCCAUUAAUCAUUUUGCUAUCUGUAUGUGAUGAGUCGUUUUUCUCUUGCUGCUUUUAAGAUUUUCUGUUUGUCUUUCAACAGUUUAAGAUAUGUCUAAAUGUGGUUUGUAUUUAUUGUACUUAGAGUUCAUUGAGCUUGGAAUGUAAUUUAACAUUUUAAAAAAUAAAUUUGGGAAGUUUUUAGCCAUUA
This is a messenger RNA of Cervus elaphus (red deer), 4679 nucleotides long. RefSeq names its product polypeptide N-acetylgalactosaminyltransferase 12 (gene GALNT12). Gene Ontology annotation, cellular component: Golgi apparatus. Lineage: Eukaryota; Metazoa; Chordata; Mammalia; Artiodactyla; Cervidae. The record is from RefSeq and is a predicted model, not a curated record. The coding region runs from base 73 to 1803 and encodes 576 amino acids. The transcript is spliced from 10 exons.